AUGGCCGACAGAACUCGAUCCCCUUGGCUACCUAAUUAUACGCCUUCGGAUGACCCAGAUCAAAGUGCAAUAACCAUAAAGUUGUGGGAAUAUUUUUCAUCCGCUGCUGCCGGCGUCUGCCAGCUGUAUAAAAGCAAGAUUGAUCAAUGUGCUGAUUUCCAGUGUCUCAUGGACGCAUUAUCUCCCAUGGACCAAUUCUUUCGGGGGUCACAACUCUCCAUCGGUGCAGCUACUCGUAAUGGCAAGGUUAUGGGUACCCGAUGUGUACGACUGCAGCUUCGAGAUUUAGCCUAUGCCAGUGCUCAGACACAUGCGACCGAGAACGGUGUUGAAGUUUUAGUGCCUUUGGAUGUACUCCUCGCUCAAGAACUAGGCCGGCGUGCACACACAUCACUUGGUAUGUUAGGAAAGCGACGCUUAACAUGCCAGUCCCGUUGCGGUCGUACUGCUUAUCGAAGAUGUCGUCACAAGCGCAAGCGUUUUUGCCAGCGCUCACCAGUGUUAUCGAUGGGCCCCGGGCUCAAUUCGUCGCAGACGGAUUACCCCGCAAACCAUGUCAAUGGAUACAGCAGUCAAUAUAUCGAAGCACCGUUGUCAUCAAAUGAGUUGGAAGUCCCAAGUUCCAAUCCUGUAUGCCUGGAUUGUGAGGAUCCGAGGACCACUCACUGGUUGAAACCUAGAGGCGGAACUCGUACGAACCGGAGACGGCGGACUCAUGACAACCUAGCACAGUAUUCUUCGCCGCUACACGACUGUGUUCUGUCUUGUGAGACAGACCGCUAUCGUGCCUCACUUAGUCAUGGGUCUUUUGAAAUGUUCCAAGACGCUGUUCACAUGGCCAACUUGCUGGACCCACUUUCCAAGUUUUCGGUAACCACGGAGCAAGAGGACACUGGCGAAGCAGCUUGUAAACGCCUACGAAAAGACUCAUUCGUUAACCGUCCGAUAAAUGGGCAACCUCGUCCGGAUUAGCUGUGUACACCUCUUCUUUUGUGACCAGCGUUCAGACUGAUAACUCAUGUGAUUUAGUCCAACCUUACCGUAUUUCUUGGGUUGUUCCGGAGCGGCUCAUUUAUUCCUGUACAGUCGCUUUAUCAAGAUACCUCAAAUACCCAUCUGUUCACAAAGUCUGCUUAUUGUUUGCUUGGUCGAUUGCAUUCGCUUGAAAAUAGAAUGUUAUUCACAGUAGUGUUUCACUGUGAAUGUAAU
Messenger RNA from Opisthorchis viverrini, 1209 nucleotides. RefSeq lists its product as hypothetical. Bases 1 to 972 code for a protein of 323 amino acids. The record is from RefSeq and is a predicted model, not a curated record. The transcript is spliced from 5 exons. NCBI's taxonomy places the organism in Eukaryota, Metazoa, Platyhelminthes, Trematoda, Opisthorchiida, Opisthorchiidae.